GGCGCGAAAAGAGAGAAACGGGCAUAUUAUUUCGGCCAUUGUUUAGAACCGCCUUUACAAAUCACUGAUAGAAGGACAGUUCUCGACAAUUCUUCAGAAGAUGCGUGCCACCCUUCAACGCUACUUCAUCUCACAUCCUAUUCUCCUCGCCAACACCAACAAAAGGUACUCGCGCAAGGCUGUGGGCGCUAUACGAACCAGCGAUUUGCAUUACGACCUCGAGUCAUUUCUCAAAUAUGCGAAAGGGAUAGCAUUACCAACCCAUACCACUGUAUAUGUUGGGACGCUCUAUGAAUACACUGUCAAAGAAGCUCUCAAGUCAUUUGGUAUGUCACUAGAGCGGACCGGAGGGAGAGAUGAUAGAGGCGUGGACCUGCGUGGUACCUGGACGAUUCCAAACCUACCAUCUGAGCAAUCUCAAAAACCCAGAGUCUAUGAUGCCCUGGUACAGUGCAAAUGCACAAAGAUACACCCUGCUGCUAUCCGCGAGCUCGACGGCACGGUUUCGUCGAAGAAGCCGGAAACUAUUGGCAUCCUGGCUGCGCCAGAGCACUGCUCCCCGGGAAUACGGAAACACAUGUCCAUGUCACCUCGACCCUUGAUGUAUCUUUGCCUCGGGGGAAAGGAGGGCAUUGUGGAGCAGAUAAUCUGGAAUACAUCAGCCUCUGUGCUCCUUCCGGGUGUGGGAGUCAGAGCUAUUCACCUAAAGGACCGAACCGAGAUAGUCCCCACGAUUCAUGAACACGAAUUUCGUAUUCUUCUUUCUCAAACCUCGCCUGAAAAGGAGACAGUCGAGGGAGUCGAAAAUGGGAGGGAGAAAGAGGAGACACCCGUACUCCAAAGUGGCAGCGGUGAUACAGCUCCUGGUACCACUAUUGUGGAUUACGGUAGGAGUAACGUAUAGCAAAACUCGGCUUUAUCUUCCGUGAUACUAUUAAUAAUUAUGUUGCGAGAUCUCGAUCUCGUGGACGAGGUGCCUCUGGCCGGCCUCUGCGGUUAUUGCCUCCGAGACAUGCCAACAUCGGGUGGAUAGACCCAGCACGAUGCUUCUCCUCUUCACCCGACUGAGCACGAUGGUUCGCCAACUCACUCAGCCACCAAGUGGGGUCCAAUAUUAAAUCACGAAGUCCCAAACCGCAUUAGUACCGGGCGCCACAAUUCAAACAGACCUUGACAUAAACCGUUCAAUUCACCACGAGGUGCUGCAAGCGCUCUCAAUUUUCGUAUGCCACAAGCUUUUGCAAGACGAGGGUGUGUCCAAACGAAAUCUCGAUGUUUCACAGAGAAAAAAAAGGCAUUGGCAAGAAUGGCGAGCAUAGUGUCGCAACUAAAAACUUCCAGGCCCGACGCCAAAGCAAAAACUUGCACGAGUGAGUUUCCAUGAUGGACUUCUUAUAUCAGUCAGGGCUAUCAAGAACCUAAACACCAAGCCAGCUCAACUAUCAUACCUCCCUUCUCAUGAGAUGCGAACCCCUGAAAGAAACGGCCACCCUGCCCUACCC
Molecule: messenger RNA, 1502 nt
Organism: Tuber melanosporum (Perigord truffle)
Lineage: Eukaryota; Fungi; Ascomycota; Pezizomycetes; Pezizales; Tuberaceae
Exons: 4
Coding region: 101-904 (267 amino acids)
Cellular component (GO): mitochondrion
Source: RefSeq, a predicted model, not a curated record